Sardina pilchardus (European sardine) is the source of this 1751-nucleotide messenger RNA. RefSeq names its product GTPase IMAP family member 9-like. The coding region runs from base 1 to 915 and encodes 304 amino acids. NCBI's taxonomy places the organism in Eukaryota, Metazoa, Chordata, Actinopteri, Clupeiformes, Clupeidae. The record is from RefSeq and is a predicted model, not a curated record. Gene Ontology annotation, molecular function: GTP binding. The transcript has 2 exons.
AUGGGGGUGUUUGACAUAGGACACACACAUUCCCUGAAUAUUGUUCUCCUGGGUAAAACUGGAGCAGGAAAGAGUGCUUCAGGAAACACCAUCCUGGGAAAAAAGUCAUUUGAAGAAAAUGUUAGUUUUAGGUCUGUUACUCGUAUAUGUGAAAAGGAUGAGGAAGACGUAGCCAGUAGACCAAUCACAGUGGUUGACGUCCCAGGGUUGUUUGAUACAAAAAAGACAGAAGAUGAGCUGAAAGCAGAUAUCGAGAAGUGUGUUACGUUGUCUCUUCCUGGGCCUCAUGCUUUUCUGUUGGUGAUCAGACUGGAUGUGAGAUUCACAGAAGAGGAGAACAACGCAGUCAAGUGGAUCCAGGACAACUUUGGUGAGAGUGCAUCAAAGUUCACCAUAGUGCUGUUCACUCAUCUUGAUCAGUUGAAAGGAAUGGCAUUGGAAGAUGCUGUAAAGGAUCCUGAGAUACAAGAAAUCAUCAACAAAUGUGGCGGUAGAUAUCAUGCUUUCAAUAAUGACCAAAAACAUAACCAGACUCAAGUGAACCAGCUGCUGGAAAAGAUUGACACCAUGGUGAAGAAGAAUGGAGGAGAAUACUACACAAAUGAGAUGUACCAGGAGGCUCAAAGAAAGAUCAGAGAAAAAGAGGAAAGGAAAAGACAGGAGGAGGAGAGAAGGUUGAGGGAGAUGGAUGGAAAAAAGGAGAGGAUGGAGGCAGUAGUUGGGGUUGCAACAGGGGUUGCAGCAGUUGGGUUAACAGUUGUGGGAUUAGUCGCGACAGUAGCCGAGGGAGCAGCUAUAGGAGCAACUAGCGGGGUGGUGGGAGGACCACUUGGAAUAGUAGUAGGAGCAGCUGUGGGAAUGCUUGGGGGAGCAAUCAUGGCAGGAAUUGGUGUUCUCCACCUUAUAAGGCAGUAGAUGAUAUGAUCCCACUUCUGAAUUAAGAUCAAAAUGAAAAUUAAUGUUAUCAUUGAUUUUGCGUCUGGAGUUACAAUAGUGCAGGUAGACCAAUAUGCCACACAGUGAUAAGAAGUUGAGACAAGAGACCGACAGAGAACCGGCUCCAUUCCCAUUUGCGAACCAACAUUUGACCGUUCUGAGUAUUUCGACCAAACAAAACAAAGCCGGUUCGGAACAUGGCACCUUGGUGCCAAAGUUGAACCAGACAAUAGUUGUUUUUUUCCUGCAAACCGGAGUGGGAGUGUCAUUGUGCCAUUCAGAGGGGAGAAAGCUAAAAGCAUGAGUUUUCCGUCCAUAUCAUCUGUUGCCAUGAGUAAACAAAAUUACGCUGCUUUACGCUGCAGAUGUUGACUAGCAUUUUAAAUAACUAAUUUCUGCCAUUUUUACAGACAACUGUUCAUAUCAUUCUCCCGUUUAUGCAUCUUAGUAACUUUUGUUUUUGCAUGCAACACCCACUGUUGAUGACGCAUCCUUCAGAACUCCUUCCGGUUCAAAACUAGUGAAAAUGUGGUUCACUAGCACCAUGGUUCAAAGAAUUCUGAAUGGCACCUGUUCAAGAAUGGGUUUGCUGUCAGUGGAAAUACUAAGUAAAUUAGUAGGCCUAUUAGUUCAUGUGUGAUGGUGUCAACAAGUACUUUCAAGUACUUUCUAUGUCAUACUAAUUGGCUAUUUCUCAGGAGUUGAAAUUAAGAAAUGUUGAAAAUGGGUUCAAUCUUACAUUGCUGUUGAACUGAACUCAAUUAUAUUUAAGAUUAGACACUAAUGUGAAUGUCAACAGAGGCAUUUACAAAGGA